UCCCCGACGCUCAUUGACAUUUCAUCUCCACGACGGAUCCGAACUUUGAUAGAUGCGUGCCGGGACCUAAAAGUUUGCGUGGGAACCGCAAGAGCAGAGGAAGAGAAGAGGAGAAUAUUGGCGCGCAGGAUCCGCUGGCGUCUGCUCGCUUCUUUUCACGGGAUAUCCCCUCCGUCUCCGCCGAAGACCACUGGAAACUAAUUUUUCCUCCACUGAACUUCCCGAGAGAAAGAAAGAGAGAGAGAGAGAGAGGAAGGGAGAGAGAGAGAGUCGCCUCUUUUUUUAACCUCUUUCUGUUCCGUGGAGAACUGUAGAGUUUGUCCAGGACUUUGACAACCAGGAUGCCCCAAAAAGGGAGAGAUUAAGUAGUGAAAACGGCAGAUGAUUGACUAAAUUGUUAUAGAGCCGACAGUCAACUCUGUUUCCAGAAUACCACAACCAAGCUACGUGGGAGUCUGGAGUAGCCUCAAUGAUGCAGAACAGACAAGAGGUGUAUGACAUCUGUGAUGAAGGUCACAGUGGCGUGAACCAGCUUGGUGGUGUGUUUGUUAACGGUAGACCGCUGCCGGACUCCACCAGACAGAAAAUAGUAGAACUUGCGCACAGUGGAGCUCGACCCUGCGACAUCUCCCGGAUCCUGCAGACCCAUGAUGAAGUCCAAGUGCUGGACAGUGAAAAGGUGUCGAACGGCUGCGUGAGCAAGAUCCUGGGACGCUACUACGAGACGGGCUCCAUCAGACCGAGAGCGAUCGGCGGCAGCAAACCCCGGGUCGCCACGCCAGAGGUGGUCGCCAAAAUCGCGCAGUACAAGCGGGAGUGCCCGUCCAUCUUCGCCUGGGAGAUCCGGGACCGGCUUCUGUCGGAGGGCAUCUGCACCAACGACAACAUUCCCAGCGUGUCGUCGAUAAACAGAGUCCUGCGCAACCUGGCGAGUGAGAAGCAACAGAUGGGCGCAGAUGGCAUGUAUGACAAGCUGAGGAUGCUCAACGGUCAGACAGGAACUUGGGGGACUCGGCCCGGCUGGUACCCCGGAACAUCAGUGCCAGGACAGCCCAACCAAGAUGGUUGCCAACCUCCGGACGGUGCCGGAGAAAACACCAACUCCAUCAGCUCGAACGGGGAGGACUCCGAGGAGACCCAGAUGAGGCUGCAGCUGAAGAGGAAGCUGCAGAGGAACCGCACCUCCUUCACGCAGGAGCAGAUCGAAGCGCUGGAGAAAGAAUUCGAAAGAACACACUAUCCGGACGUGUUUGCCCGCGAGAGACUAGCGGCCAAGAUCGACCUGCCGGAAGCCAGAAUACAAGUUUGGUUCUCCAACAGAAGAGCGAAGUGGAGGCGAGAGGAGAAGCUGCGGAACCAGCGGCGCCAGGCCAACAACUCCUCCAGUCACAUCCCCAUCAGCAGCAGCUUCAGCACCAGCGUGUACCAGGCCAUCCCGCAGCCCACCACGCCAGUGUCGUUCACCUCGGGGUCCAUGCUGGGUCGACCCGACUCGGCGCUCACCAACACCUACAGCGCGUUGCCCCCCAUGCCCAGCUUCACCAUGGCCAACAAUCUACCUAUGCAACCCAGCCAGACCUCCUCUUAUUCCUGCAUGCUGCCUACCAGUCCGCCUGUGAACGGGCGGAGCUACGACACAUACACGCCCCCUCAUAUGCAGGCACAUAUGAACAGCCAAUCAAUGACCGCUUCUGGUACCACCUCAACAGGACUCAUCUCUCCUGGAGUGUCUGUCCCUGUCCAAGUCCCAGGCAGCGAGCCUGACAUGUCUCAGUACUGGUCCAGACUACAGUAGAGAGAAGAGCUACUUCACUUUGUAAACACCGUCGCCCUCCGGCUCCUCUCUCUCUCUCUCUCUCUCACACACACACACACACACGCUUACAAACACACACAGACGUGCGCGCGCGCGGCACAGGAGAGGAGAAGGUUGGACGAGGACGAGAGAAAGACUCUUGGAAAAAGCAGGUCUGGACUUCCCGCUGUGCUCAAGACUUGGAGCAUGAGGAAAAAAAUGGACCUCUGUGAAGUGCCGGUGUUACAUUUUUACGGAACAAAACUUCUGUUUUUUUUUUCUAUUUCCAGCUCGAGUCAUUGUUUCCUUUUCUCUCUCUGGUGUUAGUGAACGGCCAUUUGUAUGUUGAUGUGAGACUAGAAGAACCAGGAUGUUGGAGGAGCAGUUGCCAUGACGAUCUUUUUUUAAUCUGCUUAUAUCGAGACUUUCUACCAGCCUGUGCAUGGUUCCCCCGGACGCUGCGGCAUAUCCACAAAAAAAAAAAAAUUCUAUUUAUUGAUCCGACGGAGGACGCACAGAUCAGGUGCAAAAAUCUGUAAAGUCUGUAAAUGGUAGACUGCGUCUUCGAUAUAAUCCAGUUUGUUAUGUCCAAAUGUAAAGUACUUGUCUUCCCUUUUUGUUUUUUUUUUUUUUGUUUUUUUUUUUUUUUGGAAUCUCAGAAGAAGAUUUCCACCAAUAAAUUUCAUUUAUAACCCCCGAGAAUAUUCUAUAAAUGUUCCGAUGCAUCAUGAGGAAACCGUUUCUUUAGGGUCAGGUUCAAUUUGUCUCUUAGCUAGAGUUGUAUUAUAGUGUCCUAUGGUCAAAAAAAAUUGUGCGACUAGAAAUAUUUAAUUCCUAUAAUUAUGACGAAAACAUUGCUCGACAAAGUUUUAAACUUCAGUGUUUGGCAGUGAUUACAAGUACAUAUCAGAUUUAAUCAUUGUUGAUUGUAAAACAGACCAAAGCCUUUGUAUUUCAUCUAGUACACAGUUUUGUUUUGUUUUUUUUUUAAGAAGAAAAUUUUGUUUUUGUAAACACGUUCUGUUGCGAUGACAUCGGCUUUGUAGGACCGCACCGGUUCUUAUUUAUAUUCUGAGACCAUGGGAGGGUUUUUCUAGCAUCAUCUGUCCUUUUUAUUUCAGUGUGUGUGUAUAGAACAUGGACACAUUCUGGGUUUUAACGUCUGAGCUUCUGAGAUAACGAAAAAAAAAAAAGUCUACACGCUGUCUCUUAAAUAUUUCAAUUUAAUUUUAUUUAAAAUGGAGCUUUCUAAAUGUAUUUUGUGAAAACUAUAAAACAUUUUGUACAGUAAAAUUGUGUCUUAAAGAAAAAAAGCACUGUGCCUGGUCAAUGCAACACACACCCAUCACACAUUGGUAUCUAUCCUUGUGGGGACCUCUCAUUGCCAUAACCCUUUCUUUAAACUGAACCAUCCAAAACACAUGGCUCACCUGAACCAGGACUCCCAAAAUGUCCCCACAAGGAGGUAUAUUUCCAAGAAUUGGCUCCUGUCCCCACAAGUAGAUGUGUCCACACAUGGACAGCUAUACAAGUACACACACACACACACACACGACACAAACUCGGAAAGGUCAAACAAAUCACCAUCGCUGGGUCACAUUUCAGUGCGAGAGAGAGAGAAAAAAAGACCUAAAAUAAGAGCGAGUCCGAUGAGCACUUGUGUGGCAGAGUGAGUUCUUUUGCUUCACUUGCCUCAGCAGGGUGCGUGUGUGUGUGUGUGUGUGUGUGUGUG
Molecule: messenger RNA, 3527 nt
Organism: Synchiropus splendidus (mandarinfish)
Lineage: Eukaryota; Metazoa; Chordata; Actinopteri; Syngnathiformes; Callionymidae
Gene: pax6b
Product: paired box 6b
Exons: 15
Coding region: 470-1795 (441 amino acids)
Biological process (GO): regulation of transcription by RNA polymerase II; anatomical structure development
Molecular function (GO): DNA-binding transcription factor activity, RNA polymerase II-specific; RNA polymerase II cis-regulatory region sequence-specific DNA binding
Source: RefSeq, a predicted model, not a curated record